This is a messenger RNA of Oryctolagus cuniculus (rabbit), 3256 nucleotides long. The record is from RefSeq and is a predicted model, not a curated record. NCBI's taxonomy places the organism in Eukaryota, Metazoa, Chordata, Mammalia, Lagomorpha, Leporidae.
CAGGCGUCCGGCGGGCCGGGGGCGGGGACGUGGGUGCCCCGGGAGCCGGCCCGCCCCCAGCCUUGGCGACGACUCGGCCCAGCGCACCCGCCACGUCCGGAGCGGAGCGGCGACGCCCCCGGCCCGGCCCCUGCCAGAGUCCGGGCGCUCCCAGGAAGCUGGGGAGUGCGGGGGCCUGGCGAGGGGCGGUGACACCGGCGCGGGGAGUCAGCCAGUGACGGAGGGAGACCGGGGCCGCGGGGAGGGGCGGCGGCAGGGCCCCGGGGUCCGGGCUGGCUGCGCGCGGGCAGAGUUAGCGGGGCGAGAAGGAGACGGACGGCGCGACGGGAGUGGCGGGGAACAGAUAAGGGGAGAACUAGAGUCGGAGACGGGCAGACGGGGACACGGGCGGCAGAGCUGGGCCGGAGCCUCUGCGCGGGGCGACAGGCAGGGAGCAGAGGCAGGGAGGGCCAGGCUCGGGCGUCGACGCGCGCGGGUCGUGUGUGCGGGUCUUGCAGGUGCCUGCUCAGCGCCUCUGUCCUCAGCCCUAGCUCCUGGAGUAGCCCAGUCUAGGAAAACGGGUUCCCGGCUGAGAAACACCCCAGCCUCAAGAGGACAGAGCAGAGCCAGAGCGGGGGCACCACGGCUCACCCGCCCCUGUUCCCUGGCCCCUUGCUGCACACAGCAGCUCACUAGGGGGUUCACUUCGGAUCCUGCACGAGUGGGCCCCAGGCCUGCACGAAGGAAACUGGUGACCUGCGCUCACGGGGACCCCUCUGCAAGCUGCAGUGGAAAGGGGGAGGGGGCACACAGCGGGACCCUCGUCCCCCGGCCCCAGCUGCACUCGCUGGCACCUAGUGACAGUGGAGAAUGGCCCAGGCAUCAGGGGGGCAGCUCCCCAGCCUCUUUGUGCCACCUGGUGGUGAGCGGGAAGAAACUCAAGAGCAAGUAAUGAAAAAGGGGAAGGAACCUGUCAGAGCUGCAAGCAUGGCCGCCACCUUGGAGGAGGAGCCGGUGCCCCCUACACAGACCCUGGCGAUCUGCCUUUGGGGAACAGCUCUCUCUCUCUCUUUCUCUCUCUCUCUCUCUCUCUCUCACACACACACACACACACACACACACGCUCACGCAGAUCUGCCCUGGUGCCUGGUCCCCUCCCAGGAGCCUCUGCCCCGCCCUCUCUGGGCAGAGUUGAGUCACCUCCUGGGCAGCAAAUGUGGGGACAUGCCAGUCGCUAGGACGGUUCCAGCUCCGGCCUCACAUGCUUGCCACGCUUGCCAGGUACCAUGGCAGAAGAAGGGAGCGUCCUCAAGGUGACCAGGGACCUGAAAGCUGCCGUCUCUGCCAUCCUCCAGGCCUACGGGGACAGCCAGGGGCCCGUGACCGAUGCCAGUGCUGAGCUGCACAGACUCUGCGGCUGCCUGGAGCUGCUGCUACAGUUUGACCAGAAAGAGCAGAAGAGCUUCCUGGGGCCUCGCAAGGACUACUGGGACUUCCUCUGCACUGCCCUGCGGCGGCAGCGAGGUGACACGGAGGCGGUUUGCUUCGUUGGCUCACAGAACAAGUUGAAGAGCUCACUGGGAAAAGGCCGUGCCUUCAUCCGCUUCUGCCUGGCCCACGGACAGCUGGCCGAGUCCCUGCAGCUCUGCCUCCUGAGCCCAGAACUCACCAGGGAAUGGUAUGGCCCUCGGAGCCCUCUGCUGUGCCCUGAACUCCAGGAAAACAUCCUGGACUCUCUCUAUGCUCUCAACGGGGUGACCUUCGACUUGGACCUGCAGCGGCCGGACCUGGAUGGGGCCUGGCCCAUGUUCUCAGAAUCACGCUGCUCCGAUUCCCAUCGGACCCAGGGAAGAAGACCCAGGAAAGCCAAGAAUUCGCACAAAGAGAUCCCAGACACGCCUGGAGACCCCAAAGGAGUCCCACUGGAGGAGCCACACUCCAGUCACACCAGCUGUCUGAGAAAUGCCACCAGGGAUGCCCCAUUGGCUGGACCCUUGAGACCCCAACAACAUGGGCAUCUUUCCCCCUUUUUGGAAAAGAGAGAAGAUGCCAGCAGCCUCGGCUGCCCCCACAGCACGUGGGAGCCAGAGGGAGAGGAACUUCGGCCAGAGCAGGGGGAGGGAGCCCCAAGGACAGGGGUCUCCCUGGAGACGUCAGCAGCCAGCAGCCAGGGACAGGCUGAGGGUAGAGGGGUUCUGCCAGGUGCGGAGGGUCAGAAAGCCACACAGGGGACUCGGGAAGCAACAUCAGAGAGCAGGCAGAAGUGGGGAGGGCCUGGUGUUGUCAGGGAGACCCUGGGAACAGAGGAAGACCCCACCACGGAGAAGCAGCCAGAGCAAACAGGAGUGACCAGUGUGGCCCGGAGGGAGGAGCAAGCAGACAAGUCCCUGCAGGCUGUGGUCAAGAGCCUCAGACAUGGACUCCAACAGGCCCAGGAGCAGGCCCGGUGCCAGGAGCAGCUGCUAAAGGAGCGGGAGGGGGAGCUGCGGGCACUUCGGGAGCAGCUGCACAGAGAAAAGGACCUCCUGUGGCAGAAGCUCCAGCACCUGUCAGCGGUGGCCCCAGGAUGCUGUGUGGGCUGCAGCAAGAUCUUUGGCCGCCUGUCUCGGCGGUACCCGUGCAGGCUCUGUGGAGGCCUGGUUUGCCACGCCUGCUCCGCGGAUUACAGGAGGAGAGAGCGCUGCUGCCCACUCUGUGCCCAGGGAGCGGAAGCCCAAGUCCCCUGACCCAGGCCAGCCAGGCCUGGCCCUCGACCCCACUGCCCAGCCCACCUGGCCACUCCCUGCCGCGGCUCUUCCCAGCCCUCUGACGUGGCCAGCCCUGCCUUCUGGAAGCUGUCAUGCUCAGGCAGCCCUUCCACAGACAGACGACAGCCUGCGAUAGGGGAAGCCAGGCCGGCUGCUCGGAGACGGUGAGCCAGGGACCUGGGCAGGGCAGGGCCCUCAGCCCUCAGGGCUCCAUCCCUAAGGUCCCUUUGGGCUCAGCAAACCCAUGCGUGGGAGUAGGACCCAGGGCAGCCCUGACAUCACCCAGCAACUCACCCUGCUUCCCCACACCGCGGAGCCCAUUCAUAAGCGCUCAGGAAAGCCCCAAGUCUGCACGACCCUGGGCUCUUCCGUAGCUGCCUGUCUGGAAUCCGCUGCAGGGGCUGUGUUGUGUUGUCGUGUGUUGCGUUGCGUUGCGUUAUGUUUUCAACGGCUUUAUUGCAGUUUGGCUGACGUACAAUAAACCUCACUUCAAUCUUUCGGUUGGCUGAGCUUUAACUCUUCAAUGGGCC